CCUCACUCUCCUUCCCCUUCCCCUUCCCCUUCCCUGUCUUCUUCUUCCCAAAAAAAAAACCCGACGAGGAAAUAAAAGAGAAGGGAGGCACGGAAAUCUCCAUUCCCAAACACGGAUUAGGGCUUGACCACCCACGCCCGGCGCCCCCCGCAGCGCGCCCCCGGCGGCGAUCCGGCGCCGCGCGGGCCCGGCCGACCUAGAUCUGCCUUGGACGCAUGAGGGAGCUCCGAAUCGGCCAGAUCUAGAAGCGCUUCCGGACCCGCUCCUCCCCCCAGGGGACCCCCGGGCCUGCCACCAUGCAGCCCAGCGGGGGGCCCUCCGGCAGCUCCCGGGGCUCGCCAGCGUCGUCGCCGCACCCGGACCAGCAGCAGCCGCCGACCCCGGCGUCCGCGCAGCAGCAGGCGCAGCAGCUAGGGUUUAGAGGCCAGGGAAUGAUGCAUCACCAUGAACAGCAGCAAGCCUUCCAAUCUGGUGCGCCGCAUGCCAUGAUGGGACCAGGGGGUGUGAGCUUCCCUCAGUCGUCUGGUCCAGUGUCACCGUUCCAGGGUCAGAGGAACCUGCCAAUGUCAGGUGGACCGCAGGGCAUGGUCGGUGGUCAGGUGCACAAUCAGGUUGCAAUGCAGCAACAGUUCCUGAAGCUUGCGAUGCAGCAGCAGCAGCAGAAGGCGGCCCAGGGGAUGCUCCUCCAGCAGCAGCAGGCCAAGAUGAAUAUGGUGGGUUCAUCCUCAAGAGACCAGGACAUGCUUAACAACCCUGCCAAAAUGCAGGAGCUUAUGGCCCUUCAUCAGGCCCAGGCCCAGGCUCAGAUGUUUAAGCGGCAGUGUGAGCAGAAAGAGCAGGGGCAAUCAAGCAGUAGUGAGCAAAGAAGUGGCGAUAUGAGGCCUCCUAUGCCUCCUCAAGGAGUCCCUGGACAGCAGUUGCCAUCAAUGGGUAUGAUCAGGCCCAUGCAGCCAGUGCAAGGCCAGGUGGGCAUGGGCAGCGCCGGUGGCGGCCCGAUAACACCUGCGCAGUUUCAAGCCAUCCAAGCCUGGGCAAAAGAGCACAACUUUGACCUGUCCAAUCCUGCAAACAUGAGUGCAAUUUCUCAACUCCUGCCAAUCUGGCAGGCCAACAGGAUGGCAGCUAUGCAGAAGCAGAAUGAGGCAAACAUGGCUGCACAGCAGCAAGCAAUGCCCUCUCAGGUGAACAGUGACACCCCAGGGCACGGUAACGCUCCAAGCCAGGGUGCCCUACUGAAGCCCCGGCAACCCCUUCCCCCCAGCUCAGUUUCUGGUGGAGAAGAGGCUAAGGUAGUGAAUCCGAGCAACUUGCAGUUGCAACAGCAGUUGUCUGUGCACAACAGGGAUGGUUCAAAUGAAAGGGCUGUGAGGUCACCUAUGACAGGGGGCAAUAGUGCCCAAACGAUGCAUAUCCCCCAAAGUUCUGGACAUGUGAGUAAGGUUCCUGAGCAAUCCAAUCCAAAAAAUGUUCUUUCAAAUUCAGAAGCAAUGCAGAUGCAGCAUGUCAGACAGAUGCAACAGCUUAACCAGCCUGCUGCCCCCACAUCUACCCCUGGUGAAGCAGGAGGAUCACAGGUCUCAACUCCAAGUGCUCGGCCACAAACAGGGCAAACGGGUUUCACCAAAAAUCAACUUCAUGUACUCAAGGCUCAGAUAUUAGCUUUCCGGCGUUUAAAGCGUGGUGAUCGACUCCCGCCUGAAGUUCUUGAAUUAAUUGUAUCUGGCCGCCCUCCUGAUUCACAAGGAGGACCGCAACAAGUUUCAGGACCUCAGGCAACACAUAAUCGUGAAAAGCCUGGUGUAAGCAAUGCUGAUGAACAUGGAAGGCAGAUGGAGAGUGGUGACAAAGCUCCCGAAAAACCUGCAUUGUUGAAGGGACCCUGUUUACCAAAGGUGGAGGUUUCUGCUUCAGAAGACAAAGCUAGUCCUGCCAGUGGUCCUGGUCCCAUGCAAGUGAUGAAAGCUUCACCGAAAGAACCUCUUAAAAUUGGACCAGUUUCUGUACCAGAGCAUAGUAACACUACUGUGAUUAAAUCUGAGCAGGAGCUUGAACGGAGUAUCCAGAGAACACCUGGGAGAAGUGAUUACAAUGCUGAGAGGGGUAAAUCUGUACCAGCAGAAAGUGGUUCAGCGGAUGCUGAGCAGGCAAAAAGGACUGGCUCCACAAGCAGUGCCCCAGCUCCAAGAGAUGUUCCCAGAAAAUACCAUGGCCCAUUAUUCGAUUUCCCGUCCUUCACUAGGAGACACGAUUCGAUGGGACCUGCAAAUUACAACAGCAAUCUGUCACUAGGUUAUGAUGUGAAAGAUUUGUUAGCUCAGGAGGGGAUGAUAGUUCUUGGUAAGAAACGUGAGGAUAACUUAAAAAAGAUAAGCGGUUUGCUUGCAAUUAAUCUAGAGAGGAAAAGAAUCCGACCUGAUCUUGUCUUGAGGCUACAGAUUGAAGAAAAGAAACUCAAACUCCUAGAGCAUCAGGCUCGUCUAAGGGACGAAGUUGAGCAUGAACAACAAGAAAUUAUGGCAAUGCCAGAUAGGAUAUACAGAAAAUUUGUCAGGCAAUGCGAACGCCAACGUGUUGAGCUUGCAAGGCAAGUUCAGCAGAUGCAGAGAGCUUCAAGAGAGAAGCAGCUGAAAUCCAUUUUCCAGUGGCGCAAGAAGCUUUUGGAGGCACAUUGGGCCAUUCGUGAUGCUCGAAUAACUCGUAAUCGAGGGGUGGCCAAGUACCAUGAAAGGAUGUUGAGAGAAUUCUCAAAGAAGAAAGAUGAUGAUCGGAACAAAAGAAUGGAGGCAUUGAAAAACAAUGAUGUGGAAAGAUACCGUCAAAUAUUGUUGGAACAGCAGACUAGUGUUCCGGGUGAUGCAGCUCAAAGAUACAAUGUCCUAUCUUCUUUCUUGACCCAGACUGAAGAGUACCUUUAUAAACUAGGAGGAAAAAUAACUGCUGCCAAGAGUCAGCAACAAGUAGAAGAGGCAGCAAAUGCUGCAGCUGCAGCUGCACGGGCACAGGGCCUGUCUGAGGAAGAAGUGAAGGCUGCUGCACAAUGUGCUGGUCAGGAGGUUAUGAUAAGGAACACAUUCUCUGAGAUGAAUGCGCCAAGGGAUAAUACAUCUGUUAACAAGUACUAUACUUUAGCCCAUGCUGUAAGUGAGAGAGUUACGAAGCAGCCAUCACUGUUGCGAGCAGGAACUUUAAGGGACUACCAACUGGUGGGCCUACAGUGGAUGCUUUCUUUGUACAAUAAUAAGUUGAAUGGCAUUUUGGCUGAUGAGAUGGGUCUUGGCAAGACUGUACAGGUCAUGGCAUUGAUUGCGUACCUGAUGGAAUUUAAAGGGAAUUAUGGCCCUCAUCUCAUAAUAGUGCCAAAUGCUGUCUUGGUCAAUUGGAAGAGCGAGCUGCUAAAUUGGUUACCAUCUGCAUCUUGCAUCUUUUAUGUUGGUGCAAAGGACCAAAGGCAGAAGUUGUUCUCUCAAGAGGUUAUGGCCAUGAAAUUUAAUGUUCUUGUAACAACAUAUGAAUUUGUUAUGUUUGACCGUUCCAAGCUUUCAAGGGUUGAUUGGAAGUAUAUUAUAAUUGACGAGGCGCAGCGGAUGAAGGACAGAGACUCCGUUCUGGCGCGUGAUCUUGAUCGCUAUCGCUGCCAGCGGCGCCUCCUUCUCACCGGUACUCCUCUACAGAAUGAUCUCAAGGAGCUUUGGUCCCUCUUGAAUUUGUUGCUUCCAGAAGUAUUUGACAGUAGCAAGGCAUUUUCAGACUGGUUCUCUAAGCCUUUUCAGAGGGAUGGUCCUACACAUAGUGAAGAAGAGGAUGAUUGGCUUGAGACAGAGAAGAAAGUAAUAAUAAUUCACAGGCUGCAUCAGAUUUUGGAACCUUUUAUGCUACGUAGGCGUGUGGAAGAUGUUGAAGGAUCACUUCCACGGAAGGAUUCCAUUGUUUUGAGAUGCAGAAUGUCUGCUGUUCAAGGAGCUAUAUAUGAUUGGAUCAAGUCUACUGGUACCAUUAGAGUUGAUCCUGAAGAUGAGAAAAGGCGUGCACAACGGAAUCCCAUGUACCAGGUCAAGACUUACAAGAAUCUCAACAACAAGUGCAUGGAGCUAAGGAAAGUUUGUAAUCAUCCUCUGCUGACAUAUCCAUUCUUAAAUCAUGGGAAAGAUUUUAUGAUUAGAUCUUGCGGGAAGUUGUGGAAUCUUGAUAGAAUUUUAAUUAAGCUUCACAAGGCAGGUCAUCGUGUACUCCUUUUUAGCACAAUGACAAAGCUUCUUGACAUCAUGGAGGACUAUUUGCAGUGGAGACGACUUGUUUAUAGGCGAAUUGAUGGAACAACAAGCUUGGAAGAUCGAGAGUCAGCAAUUGUUGACUUCAACAGGCCUGGUUCUGAUUGUUUUAUAUUCUUGCUUAGUAUUCGUGCUGCUGGUAGGGGUCUGAAUCUUCAGAGUGCAGACACUGUUGUAAUAUAUGACCCUGAUCCAAAUCCACAAAAUGAGGAGCAAGCAGUUGCUAGGGCCCAUCGUAUAGGGCAGACUAGGGAGGUAAAGGUUAUUUACAUGGAAGCUGUUGUUGAUAACAUAUCAAGUUAUCAGAAAGAGGAUGAAUUGAGAAAUGGAGGGAGUGCAGAUUUGGAGGAUGAUCUUGCUGGAAAAGACAGAUACAUGGGAUCAAUUGAAAGUCUCAUCCGCAACAAUAUCCAACAAUACAAAAUUGAUAUGGCAGAUGAGGUCAUUAAUGCUGGUCGUUUUGAUCAAAGAACAACCCAUGAGGAAAGGCGGAUGACUCUGGAGACACUCCUGCAUGAUGAAGAGAGAUAUCAAGACUCUGUUCAUGAUGUUCCUUCAUUACAGGAAGUAAACCGUAUGAUUGCUAGGACUGAAAGUGAAGUCGAGCUUUUUGAUCAGAUGGACGAAGACUUCGAUUGGACAGGUGAUAUGACGAAACAUCAUCAGAUUCCAAAGUGGCUUCGUGUUAACUCCACUGAAGUAGAUGCUGUGGUGGCGAGUCUGUCCAAAAAGCCGUCAAGAAAUAUGUCAUCUGGGGGCAUUGCUUUAGACACUAAUGAAACACCUGAGAAAAGAAGGGGGCGGCCAAAGGGUACUGGCAAGUACUCCAUCUACAGGGAAAUCGAUGAUGAAGAUCUUGAAGAAUCUGAUGAAGAUUCUGAGGAGAGGAAUACUGCAUCCCUACCUGAAGAAGGGGAGGUAGGGGAAUUCGAAGAUGAAGACAAUGAUGAUUCGAUACCUGAUAACAAGGAUGAAUCAGAGGAAGAGCCUGUGAAUGAUGAUGUAUAUGAAUUUACUGAAGGACUAAGAAGCAGAAAAGCUAAUAGGAUGGAAGAAGCUGGUUCAACAGGCUCUUCUUCUGGAAGCAGGAGAUUACCACCACCUGUACCUUCGUCAUCUUCUAAAAAAUUGCGGUCUCUAUCUGCAUUAGAUGCCCGCCCUGUCUCUUCGUCAAAGAGAACUCCGGAUGACCUAGAGGAAGGUGAGAUUGCAAUGUCUGGGGACUCACAUAUGGACCUCCAGCAGUCUGGGAGCUGGAAUCAUGAGCGUGAUGACGGUGAGGAUGAACAGGUACUGCAACCAAAGAUAAAACGCAAGCGAAGUAUUCGUCUUCGUCCAAAACCUAAUGCAGAAAAGCAGGAAGAUAGAUCUGGAGAAGGGGUCUUCCCUCAGCAUGGUAUUCAUCUUGCAUUUCAAGGAGAUGGUCAUUAUGAUUCACAAUUUAAGUCUAACCUAGAUGUCCGUGCUUUUACUUGUCCAGCUGCCAGGCAGCAAGACACAGUUCAUCCUAUAGUGAAACAGAAGCGCAACAUGCCAUCUAGGAAGGUUUCACCAGCUUCUAGGUCGGGGAAAUUGACUUACAUGUCUGGGUCUGGUGAGGGAUCUGCUGAACGCUCCAAGGAAAAUUGGAACAGUAAGGCCAUUGAUUCCACCCCCCCUGAGUUCCGUGGCACAAAGAUGUCUGACAGUAUGCAAAGAAAGUGCAAAAAUGUGAUAAGCAAGCUUUGGAGGAGGAUUGACAAAGAAGGUCAUCAAAUCAUACCUAAUAUAUCUUCUUGGUGGCGGAGGAAUGAAAAUUCCUCAUUCAGAGGUCCGGCUGGUAGCACCCUGGACCUACAAAAAAUCGAACAGCGAGUUGAUGGAUUCGAGUAUGGCGCUGUAACUGAAUUCAUAGCGGACAUGCAACAGAUGUUGAAAAGUGUGGUUCAGCACUUCAGCUAUAGGCAUGAGGUCCGGAUAGAGGCUGAGACCCUCCAUAACUUAUUUUUCAACAUAAUGAAGAUUGCCUUCCCAGAUUCAGACUUCAGCGAAGCUAAGAAUGCAAUGUCAUUUUCGAAUCCUGGAGGAGCUGCAAGUGGUGCUGCUGCCCAAUCGUCAAAGCACACCGCAUCAGUCCAUAAGCGCAGAGCCAGUGCCAGUGAAGCAGAGCAGCAUGGCUCGGGACAUAGCAGGCAUAAUCAAUCCAGCGAGGUUCCCAGCCGGCCCCACAGUUCCAGAUCAGAGAGAGACCCCAGACAUUCUGGAUCCAGCAGCAGGGAUCAGCUCCAGGAUGGUGCUGGGUUGUUGCACCCUAGCGAUAUGUUCAUCGUUAAGAAGAAAAGACAAGAUCGGGCAAGGAGCAGCAUUGGGUCCCCCUCCAGUUCAGGCCGAGCUGGACCUCUCUCACCAGCCAACCCUGGGCGGCCAGGCCCAGUCCCCUCACCCAGAGGUGCCAGGACGCCCUUCCAAAGGGAUCCACACCCAUCUCAGCAGUCGAUGCAUUCCGCUGGAUGGGGCGCGCAUUCAGAUCAAGGAGGAAGUUCUUCAGCACCCGGCAUUGGAGACAUCCAGUGGGCAAAGCCUGCCAAGAGACUGAGGACCGACAGCGGCAAGAGGCGGCCGAGCCUAAUGUGAGGAUUCUUUGCAUCGCGGUGUGCAUUCUCUGGCAAUCUUGAUUUGCCUGGCCUAUGAAAUGUGGGCUGCACUGGUGGGGGCUUGUUCGUGUAAUUUUGGCACACAGCUGAGUUCGUUCUUGCAUAUAUGAGCACCUACAUGCUGGGGCUUUUGUUGUUGUGGACAUGAAGAAAUGUGGAAGGGUAGUGUUAUUGUUCCUGUAUGUUAUUAGCUUCAUAAAUGUGUAAAGGGAACUCUUAUGGUUGUAGGUGGUGCAAACAACUAGAAAAUGCAUCCACGCAGCAAUGAAGGCAUUGGCGCAGCCGGCCUUGAUAAUAAUUAGUUUUUUUUGUUCCCACA
Sorghum bicolor (sorghum) is the source of this 7220-nucleotide messenger RNA. RefSeq names its product ATP-dependent helicase BRM. Bases 297 to 6881 code for a protein of 2194 amino acids. The transcript has 14 exons. NCBI's taxonomy places the organism in Eukaryota, Viridiplantae, Streptophyta, Magnoliopsida, Poales, Poaceae. Gene Ontology annotation, biological process: positive regulation of transcription by RNA polymerase II. Gene Ontology annotation, molecular function: DNA binding; ATP binding; ATP-dependent chromatin remodeler activity. The record is from RefSeq and is a predicted model, not a curated record. Gene Ontology annotation, cellular component: nucleus.